Molecule: messenger RNA, 729 nt
Organism: Prunus armeniaca (apricot)
Lineage: Eukaryota; Viridiplantae; Streptophyta; Magnoliopsida; Rosales; Rosaceae
Source: the annotation of a GenBank genome assembly
AUGGCUAAUGGGGAAGAGAAAGGCGGUGACGACUUCUACGCAGUUUUGGGGUUGAAAAAGGAAUGCACAGGCUCGGAGCUCAGAAAAGCCUAUAAGAAACUUGCACUGAGAUGGCAUCCAGAUCGUUGUUCAGCCUCCGGAAAUUCUAAGUUUGUGGAAGAAGCCAAGAAAAAAUUUCAGGACAUUCAACAAGCCUAUUCUGUUCUAUCUGACGCGAAUAAGAGGUUUCUCUACGAUGUAGGAGCCUAUGACAGUGAGGAUGAUGACGAAAAUAAUGGAAUGGGUGAGUUUUUGGACGAGAUGGCAAUGAUGAUGGGCCAAACGAAGCCUAAUGAAAAUGGGAAGGAGAGCUUUGAAGAACUACAAAAUCUCUUUGAUGAAAUGUUUCAAGGGGAUAUUGGGAGUUUUGGCUCUGGCCCUCAGCCUGCUACUUCCUGUUCUACUUCUUCAUAUGUGUCGUAUUGUGAAAGUUCUGGUUCCAAUAACAAGCGUAAUUCCUCUGAAAUGAAUUAUGAGAAGGCAACCUUGGAAGAUUCUUCUGGCUUCAACACUCAUUUUCAGAGUUUUUGUUUCGGGGUGGAAAGCCGGCAAGACAUCGGGAAGGGGAAGGCAGCAAGAGAAGGGAUUCAAGGAGAAGCCAUCGGUAAACGAAGGCAUGGCAGGAAACAAAAGGUUACAUCUGGGCAUGAUGUUUCCGCAAAUGAUUAUUCUGGUAUAUCAGCUAGAUAA